UGAGAGAAAACGUAAGCUCGGAUCAUGGCCACAUCUCUGUAACAUACCAUCGAGCAGUGAGUUAGAAUCCUACGCCAGAGAAAGCAAAAAUUAUUUAUUGCAAAAGUGAAGCGUCUGGGAAACCGCGACAACUAGUUCCCGGAAAUCAAAUACCACCGUUCCAACUCAAUGCAGACGAAAAUAUGGUAUUGCCAAUCGUAAAAUUGGUUACUUUACUAAUCAGACAGUUUACACGACCAAUUGUCCAUAGACUUAGUGUAUUGUCAAAACGAAAUCAAACAUUUCGUUCAAUUAUUGUGCCAGUUGCUCAAAGGUAUCAUUCAAUGGAUUGCAUAGUACAAAGUAAAUUACUUGGUGUUGGUGAACGAGAAAAAUCAUUAUCAGAAGAUGAAGCCUUUGCCGUAGGUACAAAAUUACUUGGAGAAACAUUAGCUUAUGCAAUCUCUGCAUCAUUUCUGCUAUAUGAAUACAACAGGUCUUUAAAAAGAGAACAGCACAAGGAAGAAAAGAGAAAGGAUGAAAUAGAAACACUUCAAAGUCAAAUACAUGAGUAUGGAACGAGAACUGAAGCCGAAAUUAAAUAUCUGAGAAAAAGAAUAGUUGAAUUAGAAGAACAAAAUCUGAGUUUAGCAAAUUAUUUGUCCUCUUUAGAAUCAGGAUAAUGUUCGAUACAAGAAACGACUUUUAUAAUAUUGUGCCUGUAAAAUUUUACAUGUAUACUUAUCUGAAUAAUGUAGAAAUAGUACAUAA
Molecule: messenger RNA, 750 nt
Organism: Mytilus californianus (California mussel)
Lineage: Eukaryota; Metazoa; Mollusca; Bivalvia; Mytilida; Mytilidae
Exons: 2
Coding region: 183-662 (159 amino acids)
Biological process (GO): regulation of lipid metabolic process
Cellular component (GO): mitochondrion
Source: RefSeq, a predicted model, not a curated record